Molecule: messenger RNA, 1164 nt
Organism: Acanthaster planci (crown-of-thorns starfish)
Lineage: Eukaryota; Metazoa; Echinodermata; Asteroidea; Valvatida; Acanthasteridae
Product: ER lumen protein-retaining receptor 2
Biological process (GO): protein retention in ER lumen
Cellular component (GO): membrane
Molecular function (GO): ER lumen protein retrieval receptor activity
Source: RefSeq, a predicted model, not a curated record
ACCACACGUUACCGCGCCACGUCAACUUUGCGGCCAUUUUCUGCAAGGCGUUGCGUGGCAGUCUUUACGUGGUUCGUCUACAAAACAGCCGCAAAAUGAAUGUUUUCCGGCUGAUAGGAGAUCUUUCCCACUUGCUUGCUAUUUUGAUUCUUCUCUGGAAAAUCUGGAAGACAAGGUCAUGUUCGGGUAUUUCAGGCAAGAGCCAGUUUCUCUUUGCUUUGGUCUUCACGACCCGUUACUUGGAUCUCUUCACCAAUUUCAUCUCACCAUACAACACUUUUAUGAAGAUAGUGUACAUUGUCUGCUCCUGCGUCACGGUUUACUUCAUCUACGUCAAAUUCAAGGCCACCUACGACAGCAACCAUGACACCUUUCGAGUGGAGUUCUUGGUGGUACCUGUUGGCGGCUUGGCUUUCCUGGUCAACCAUGAUUUCACUCCCCUCGAGAUCCUGUGGACUUUCUCCAUCUACCUGGAGUCAGUGGCCAUCUUGCCUCAACUCUUCAUGAUCAGUAAGACAGGUGAGGCCGAGACCAUCACCAGCCACUAUCUCUUUGCGCUGGGAGCUUACCGGGCGCUCUACAUCGUCAACUGGGUCUACCGCUACUACUUUGAGGGUUUCUUUGACCUGAUUGCUAUCGUGGCUGGCUGCGUCCAGACAAUACUCUACUGCGACUUUUUCUAUCUAUACAUCACAAAAGUUCUGCAAGGCAAGAAGCUGUCAUUACCAGCAUAAAUCUCUGACCAUCGCAGCAUGUCUUCGCCAAGCAGGCUGAUUUGGCUCAACUGUAGUAGACUGUCGUCUGAGAUCUUCACAUGGUCACUUUAUAUUCAAACGUAAAUUCUGGAUUAUCUUUUUGUCAACUUCUCUUUCAUUUUGUAGUUGUAAAGUCACUUGCCAGCUUAUUCUCUGUCAUGUCUGUUGUGUUUAAUUGUGAGUUAAGCAUAUGGUGCCUUUAUAUGUAAAUGGUUUUAACAGAUUUUGGUGUUUGUCGGCGGAAAAAAUGGUUUGUCUGAACACUAAAGAAGUGACACCCCACAACAAAGAUAUUUAAGACCCCUGUAAGCUAUGCACCUCCAGCAGAAGAACCCCCUCAUUGGUUGAAAAGAGCCAUGUUAGUCGGGAAUCUUAUUUUGUUGGUAGUGAUGCGACCGUAAAGCGUGCA